CCCUCUCCUCCUCUCCUGCCCUCUCCUCUCCUGCCCUCUCCUCCCCUUUCCUCUCCUCCCUUCUCCUGCCCUCUUUUUUUAAUCUCCUUUCACUUUCACUUCUACUGCAGCGGGCAGCAGGUAACAGCUGAACUAAAACACUCUGACCAAGAUCAUCCUCCUGAGCGCCGUGAACACCGACAUCACACAGACAUGGUGAUUGGCAGUUUGGAUGUGAAGAGCCUCCCUGACUUCAUGCCUGAUGCAGAGCCGGAGGAAGAGCCCCUGAUCAUCAUGCUCAUCGGGAAGAGCGGCGUCGGCAAGAGCUCCAGCGGCAACACCAUCCUCGGGCGCAAGGCGUUUGAGUCGGACAUCAAGCUGAAGAGAGUCACCAAAUACUGCGAGAAGCAGACGGGCCGGUGCAGCGGCGGCUUCCACGUCUUCGACAACAAGGACGAGCAGGACCAGAACCAGGUGGCGAGCUUCCUGGCGAAGAUCCAGACCCUGGUGGCCCUGAAUGGAGGGAAAUAUUACGCAACGGCCAUGUAUCCCGAACCGGAGAGGAGCAUCAGAAAAAAACAGAUGGACUUCCUGUCGGAGAGCAAUGCUGAGAUCAUCGAGAAGGAGAGGCGGCUGCCGGAGCGUGACGAGGGGGAGGAGCUGGAGACAAAGAGGAAGGAGCUGUGGAAAAAAUCCAGAGUGAAGGCGGAGAGUUACAUCCGCAGGUCCUCCUAUAUUUGGUGGUUCGUCCUCCUGGGAGGAAUAGGAUUGGUAGUUUUUGUUUACCAGCCACUAGCGUCCAUUCCGGUCGUUCUUCUGAUUUUCCUUUUGAGUUUCUUCAAGGAUAAUAUUUGUCGUUCGUCUGUUUCUGGAAAGAUCCCGUGGCUUUCUAAGAAGAUCCAAUAGGCGUAGGUGCUUUGACACUGAGGCUUUGUUAGUGGUUCGUCAUCCUCAGUCUAUGAUGGAUUUCAGCUUAUAAUUAGAAACAUGAAUUGGAUUUUAUGAUUCGUCACUCUUGUGUUUCAGACCUAAUCGACUGUCAUGCAACACAACUGUAAAACUUGCAAAUAAAACUAAGUAUCAUCAAUAAGCAA
Molecule: messenger RNA, 1073 nt
Organism: Pseudoliparis swirei
Lineage: Eukaryota; Metazoa; Chordata; Actinopteri; Perciformes; Liparidae
Molecular function (GO): GTP binding
Source: RefSeq, a predicted model, not a curated record